Messenger RNA from Linnemannia hyalina, 1656 nucleotides. NCBI's taxonomy places the organism in Eukaryota, Fungi, Mortierellomycota, Mortierellomycetes, Mortierellales, Mortierellaceae. The record is from the annotation of a GenBank genome assembly.
AUGCCAAUUGCAUCCACCCUGGUGCGGUCGGUCGACCCAAUUACUGCAAUCGGCACCUUCUUCGCCCUCUUAUCCUCCCUCCUCUUCUACAAAACAUACCUCCUACCCAACUUUCUUUCCCCCCUCCGUCACAUCCCCGGACCACCCAACAAAUCCAAGUACAACAAGUACAACCUCCCCUUCCUCGGCAACUUUCCCGACAUCAUCAAAGAAGAGGCUGGCAUCCCUCAUCGUCAAUGGAUCGAACAAUACGGCGGAAUCGUCUCCUACCGCGGUCUCUUCAACAGCCAACGCAUCCUUUUGGCCGACCCCAAGGCUAUUCAACACGUCUUUAGCACCAACUCUUACAAGUACCCUAAACCCCGUAACCUUGCCCGUUUUCUGGGGAAGAUCAUUGGAAAUGGUGUCCUGCUCGCUGAGGGGGAUGUCCAUCGCAAACAGCGCAAGAUGCUCAACCCUGCAUUCAGUCACAAGCACAUCAAGGACAUGGUCCAUAUCAUGGCUGGACCUGCCGAAACGCUGGGGAGACAAUGGGAGGAGCAUGUCGAGCGCUCGGGGGAGAAGCCGUUUGAGUUGGACAUCACAGUCGACCUCGGAUCCUGCACCUUGGACAUCAUUGGAUUGAGCGGGUUCGGGUACGACUUUCAGGCUAUGACGAACCCCGACAACGAGAUGAGCAUGGCAUACCGCGAGCUGUUUUACAAGGAGACCACGUCGACUCAAUUCUUGCGAGUCUUUAUCCCCUUCUAUGCUGACCUCCCUACUCAGGCCAAUCUCGAUCGCAAGAAGGCCAUCGAGACGAUUGACCGAGUCACGAAGCGGAUCAUCAAUGAGAAGCGCACCCAGGCCAAUGCCAAGAAUCACGAUGAGGAUGACAGCAGCAAGGAUCUGAUGAGUAUUCUCAUCCGAGGCAAUGAGCAGGUCGGAUCAUUGGAGGAUGGCAAGCUGACCGAUACCGAGCUCAAAGACCAGAUCAUGACUUUCCUGGCAGCUGGACAUGAGACGACGUCUGUCACGGUGACAUGGAUGCUCUACGUUUUUUCCAUCUACCCGGACGUACAGAGAAAAGUUCGGCAAGAGAUGCUGCAACACAUUGGCCGCCCUACCGACUCCAACAGAUGUCCCAUGACCUACGACUCUCUCAACGCGCUGCCAUACCUGAGUGCUUGCGUCAAGGAACUCCUCCGGUUCAUCCCUCCUGUCCCAACCACCUCGCGCGUCGCAGCAGAGGACGACACCAUCCUCGGAUACGACAUCCCCAAGGGCACUCAGGUCUUUCUCUCGCCCGCAGCUUUGCACAAGUUGAAGAGCGUCUUUGGCGAGGAUGCCGAGGAAUUUAAACCAGAGCGAUGGAUGGAUCCGGCUACACUGACGGAGGAGCAACGGCAAUCGACCAAGUUUGUCACGUCCGAGAUGUCGUGGGCGUAUCUGCCCUUUUUGACUGGACCGCGCAAUUGCAUCGGAGCCAAGUUUGCGACGAUGGAGACCAAGAUUAUCCUGUAUUAUCUCCUGAUUAACCUUGAGUAUUCUCCUGUACCUGGAUUCAAGUUCAAGAAGACGAGUCGUAUUACGUGGAGACCCUUUCCUGGCAUGCGCCUCAUCGUCAAACGCUUCUCGGAGAGCGAAGGACGCGACGGCACUCUGGUUGAACCUUGA